Asparagus officinalis (garden asparagus) is the source of this 3991-nucleotide messenger RNA. RefSeq names its product pre-mRNA-processing protein 40C. The coding region runs from base 419 to 3736 and encodes 1105 amino acids. Gene Ontology annotation, cellular component: nucleus. The record is from RefSeq and is a predicted model, not a curated record. Gene Ontology annotation, molecular function: RNA polymerase binding; transcription coregulator activity. The transcript has 17 exons. NCBI's taxonomy places the organism in Eukaryota, Viridiplantae, Streptophyta, Magnoliopsida, Asparagales, Asparagaceae.
AAAUUACCCCCUCAAGUCUCCAGAAACAAUCCGCGCUCUCUCCUCGUCCCUCUCACGCCUUUGUCACUCUUUCGGUCGAAAAAUCCCUAAAAACCCAAACUUCUCUCAAAUUCUUGGCCCGAAGAAACCCUAACCGAUUCCUCUUUCUCUCCUCUUUGAAUUGAGCCGAGAAUCAGCCCCAAGAAAACCCGAAAAUUUUCACAAACCCUAGCCGUCCACUCUUCCCUCGCCUCUCAACCACGGCGCCGUUAGAGCUCCUCCGUCGCUGUCUCUGCCGCUUUCAUCCUCAACUCCGCCUGCGACGCCGACAACCGCCGGAAAACCUUAGAAGCCUCAUCUCCACCGCCGCCUCCUCCUCCUCCAGCGUUUCGCCUGACCGCCUCCUACUCACGCCGCUGCCUUCUCCUCUAAAAAAAUUAUGUCAUCACUGUGGCAGUCAGAAAAGAUGCAAGCUUCAGAUUCAACUGCAACUCUUCAAUCUCAAAAUUCAGAAUCGCCGGUUCCUGCUCCAACUGCAGCUUCCCCAACAUUGGCUGUGGCUUCCUCGUCACCAGUUCCACCUGUUGGAGAACCAGUAAAUGGUGCAACCACUCCAGUUUCAUCUACUCCAACUACUAAUGCUAAUGCUGGUUCAACAGUACCCACAGUUCUUCCUGGCUCUUCAGCUCCAAGCGAAACAACUCCAGUGGCUCUCCAUAAUUCACCAAAUGAGCCAACGCGAGAUCCUGUUCAGGCUAAGUUUGUUUCUCCAGCAGGCUAUGUUGUCCCUGCACCAUCUUUUUCCUACAACUUAUUUCCUAGGGUGAAUUCUUCUGCUGGGAGCCCUCAACAAUCGGCUAUGAAGUUAAUUCCGCCAAUGCCUGCUGCUGCUCUUCAGCCUCCUGUACCUGGACAAUCAUUUGGGAAUAGUCCAUCUUUUUCCUAUAAUGUUUUCCCACAUGCUAAUACUAUCACUGCAUCUGGUCAGCAGUUCCGUCCUGUCACUGCCACCAGUCAACUGCAGUUGCAAGGUGUAAAGUUAACUGCUGCAUCCUUGCAACCUCCAGUUCCAGGGCAACCUAUGAGGCUUAAUCCGACUUUUCCUCGAACAUUUCCACAGAAUAUUCCUCGCCCUGCAGGUCAACUGUCAGCAUCAAGCAACUUUUCUUUUGGUGAGAGCGUCCACCAAUCCAUGACAGAUGCAUCAGAUAAAAGCCUUAACCCCAAUGAUGGUACAUCAAAUGUUGCUGUACCAGAAGCCGGAAUUUCAUCUGCAGAACCAAUUAGUUCUAAAUCUGUAAAAACAUCUUCUGCUAUACCUGCAAGUUCUUCUACAGAUUCUACUCCAUUAUCUGUUCAAAGUUCUUCAAACAUUUUUGCGCCAACCUCAGCAUCAUUUAUGCCCCGCCCUGGGAUGUCAAUGUCUGGAUCUGCUGCAGAUUCUUCUCCUUCGCCUUUGAGACCUGUUGUGCCAUUUCCCGCUGCACCAUCAAAUUUGGCCUCUAUUGCAAUGGCACCAACGAGGAAUGUUCAGCAACAAACUCAUUCCCAUUAUCCUUUGAUGUCUGCCAUGGCCCCUAUUGCUCAAUCUCCUUGGUUGCAUCCUCCUCUAACUGGUGGUUUGCCACAUGCGCCAUUUUUCCCGCAUGCUGGUGCCAAUCCUUCCCCCUUUCCAUUGCCAAUCCGGGGCGUAUCUGUAACUUCAGUUCCUUCACCAGGUGUUCAGCCUCCUGGUGUCUCCACAGCUAUGCAUAGUGAUGUCCUCACCAGUGCAGAAUCUAAUCCUAUGAGCAAAGUGAUUGUAGGACCACUGCCCCCAGGCAUUGACAGGGAUAAAGAAGCUAAUGAUCUCCACAAGGAUGGGGAAACCACAAAGAGAGAAGAGGUGGACGCAUGGACAGCACAUAAGACAGAGUCUGGUACCAUAUACUACUACAAUUCCAUUACAGGAGAAUCAACAUACAAUAAGCCUUCCAGUUUUAAGGGGGAGCUGGAGAAAGUUGCAAAUCAGUCAACUCCUGUUACAUGGGAGAAGAUUGCUGGUACCAAUUGGACACUGGUAACCACAAAUGAUGGCAAGAAGUAUUACUAUGAUACCAUGAACAAGGUUAGUAGCUGGCAGAUCCCUUCAGAGGUUUCAGAGAUGAAAAAGAAUCAGGAAAGUGAUGCCUCAAAAGGAAAUAUGGUUCAAGACGAAAAUACCAAUAUUGUAGCAGAGAAAGUAUCUGCUCCUAUCUAUAUAAGCACUCCUGCUAUGCACACAGGGGGUCGUGAUUCUAUGGUAGUUAGGCCUUCUGGCGGACAAGUUUCUUCAUCUGCACUGGAUCUGAUUAAGAAGAAGUUGCAAGAAGCAGGCAGUCCAGUUACAUCCACACCUCUCUCACCUUCCGCGAUCUCUACUACUGAGCUGAAUGGUUCAAGGGCAGCUGAUGCUGUAGCUAAGGGUCAGCAAAGUAUGAAUAGCAAAGACAAAGCAAAAGAUGCUAAUGGGGAAGCAAAUAUGUCAGAUUCCUCGUCUGAUUCCGAUGAUGCAGAGAGUGGACCAACUAAGGAGGAGUGCAUUAUUCAGUUCAGGGAAAUGCUUAAAAAACGGGGAGUUGCACCAUUCUCAAAAUGGGAUAAAGAGCUACCGAAGAUAGUUUUUGAUCCACGUUUUAAGGCUGUUCCUAGUCAUUCAGCUCGGAGAUCUAUAUUUGAGCACUUUGUUCGGACACGUGCAGAAGAAGAGCGCAAAGAAAAAAGAGCAGCUCAGAAGGCCGCAAUUGAUGGUUUUAAACAAUUGCUAGAAGAAGUGUCAGAGGAUAUAGAUCAUAAAACGGACUACCAGACAUUUAAAAAGAAAUGGGGCACGGACCCAAGGUUCGAGGCGCUAGAUCGGAAGGAACGGAUGCUUCUUUUGAAUGAAAAGGUGCUUCCUCUAAAGAAAGCUGCUGACGAGAAAAAUCUAGCUGCACGAACUGCUGCAUUUAAAAGCUUUAAAUCGAUGCUUAGGGAAAAUAAAGAUAUUACUAUAGGUAGCCGCUGGUCCAAAGUGAAAGAUGGCUUGAAAAGCGAUCCCAGGUACAAGAGUGUGAAGCAUGAAGAAAGGGAAAUCUUGUUUAAUGAGUAUUUAUCUGAACUGAAAGCUGCUGAAGAUGAAGCAGAACGAACUGCAAAGACCAAAAGGGAUGAACAUGAUAAAUUAAAGGAAAGGGAGAGGGAAAUGCGAAAAAGAAAAGAACGGGAAGAACAAGAAAUGGAGAGAAUUAGGGUGAAAGUUCGCAGAAAGGAAGCAAUAUCUUCGUAUCAAGCCCUGCUUGUGGAAACAAUCAAAGAUCCAAAGGCAUCUUGGACGGAGUCUAAACCAAAACUAGAGAAAGAUCCUCAGGGCCGCGCUGCAAAUCCUGAUCUAAGUGAGGCCGAUAUGGAAAAGUUAUUUCGUGAUCAUGUUAAGGACUUGCUCGAGCGUUGUGCGCGUGAGUACCGUUUUUUGCUUGCUGAAGUUAUAACUAUGGAAGCUGCGGCUAAAGUGAGUGAUGAUGGGAAGAAUGUCCUUAAUUCUUGGACAGAAGCCAAACGCCUUCUGAAGCCAGACGCUAGGUACUCCAAGAUGCCUAGAAAAGAAAGGGAGUCUCUCUGGAUCAGAUACUCUGAUGACAUGAUCAGGAAGCAUAAACCAGCAGCUGAUCCCAAAGAUAAAUCAGAUAGAGGAGGUAAAGAUAAAUCAUCAGCUGAUAUCUCCAGAAAGUCACCAAGGAGAUCACAUGGCCGGAGGUAACUAACAGUGGAGAGAGCCCUUGCGUUCGAACUGUAUUAGCUUCCCCCUAGCACCAUUUUGCGUUGAAAGAUUAGCGGGUAGUUCCGUUAGCUUCACUGAUUUGUUUUUAAAUCAACCAAAUGAGGGAUAAUGGAAGAUGUCAUGGUGUAGAUUGCAAAAUGUAUUUCAUGGCCUCGUCAUUGCUUUUGGUGGCUGGUGAUAAUCUUUAAUUUCAGAUGUUUUAUGCUGCAUUCUUAUUUUAGUCAAGUGAUUCUA